UGCCGGUCCGGUCUCGUGUGGCGGUGGGAUGCUCCCGCCGCGCCGAGACGGCCACGAUGAACAUGCGUAGCCGCCGCGCAUCGCGCCAGCCGACGCAAUUUUUGGAGGUGCAGGCCGACGGGUCUGACAUGUGGCGCGCGUCUGGUGCGAUUGAGGCACUGGAGAGAGGAGGGUGCGGCGUGCUGCCCACCGACGUCUCGUAUAGCUUCGUCGCGCCGCUCUCCUCCAAGGACGGCACGAAACGGAUCCUCGCGCUCAAGGGCGCGCGCGGCGAGAAGAAGCCGCUCUCGCUGCUCUGCCGCUCGCUCGCCGACGUCGAGGAGUACACGAAGGGAGUCACGCGCGAGGGCUUCAAACUGCUCAAGAGCGCGCUGCCCGGCCCGUUCACGUUCAUCAUGCCGGCGUCCGCCUCGCUGCCGCGGGGCAUCUACAAGGACGGCGCGCGGCAGUGGAAGCGAGACACGGUUGGCGUCCGCAUGCCCGACGAUCCGGUCUGCCUCGCCGUGCUCGAGGCGCUGGACGAGCCGCUGCUGUGCUCGACAGUUCCCACCGGCGAGGCGGGCGACCAGCUCGCGUGCUCGUACCCGCUCGAGGGUAGCGAGUCGGCGAGCUGGUGCACCGAGGUCGACUUUGUCCUCGACGGUGGCCCGCGCCCCUCGGACGGAUCCACGGUGUACGACUUGAGCGGCGAUCCGGCCGAUGGCCUCGUGCUCGUGAGGGAGGGGCUCGGCCGGCUCUGAUGUGCACGCGGCGUCAGCGGUGCGCUGACCUCAGUACGUUGGUCUGUCUUGUUGUAUGCUCUCGCUCCUCUCCGCGUCUCCGACAAUAACUCGCUCCUCGGAGCACACAAUGCACAUGCACAUCUCAGAACUCUCUCUCUCUCCGCACAUUUGUGGGGAAAUCACCACGUCCUUUACGGUGCUCAAGUCCAUCUACCAUCA
Messenger RNA from Emiliania huxleyi CCMP1516, 941 nucleotides. RefSeq lists its product as hypothetical. Gene Ontology annotation, molecular function: double-stranded RNA binding. The transcript has a single exon. NCBI's taxonomy places the organism in Eukaryota, Haptophyta, Isochrysidales, Noelaerhabdaceae. The coding region runs from base 57 to 740 and encodes 227 amino acids. The record is from RefSeq and is a predicted model, not a curated record.